Messenger RNA from Urocitellus parryii (Arctic ground squirrel), 261 nucleotides. RefSeq names its product diazepam-binding inhibitor-like 5. Gene Ontology annotation, cellular component: mitochondrion. Gene Ontology annotation, biological process: fatty acid metabolic process. NCBI's taxonomy places the organism in Eukaryota, Metazoa, Chordata, Mammalia, Rodentia, Sciuridae. The record is from RefSeq and is a predicted model, not a curated record. Gene Ontology annotation, molecular function: fatty-acyl-CoA binding.
AUGCAAGUGGAGUUUGAGUUCGCCUGUGCUGCGAUCAAGCAGCUGAAACGUCCUGUGAGCGAUCAGGAUAAACUGCUGAUAUACAGCUACUACAAACAGGCCACUCAGGGUGACUGCAACAUCGCUGCCCCUCCUGACUCAGAUGCAAAAGCUAAAGCAAAGUGGGAGGCAUGGAACGGGAACAAAGGGAUGUCCAAGAUGGAUGCCAUGAGGAUCUAUAUUGACAAAGUGGAAGAGCUGAAGAAAAAUGAGGCUGGUUAA